GAUUUAUUCUGCUAGCAGCGGGGAGACAUUAUGAAACUGCAAAACGUUUCAGGGAUCUCAUUUCUAAAGGCGGCAUAAGAGCAAAACACUGACUGGAAAUGGUGAGACAGCAUGUCUGAAUAACCGUGGCAGCAAUGCCUCCGUUUCUAACAGUUCUCCUAAAAGUAAUAAAAAUAAUGCAUUUUAAUCAGACGGUGUCUUUCAGGGCUUUUCUAAUUCUACAUGUGAUUAUUCAUGACUGAUGAACACAGCAGAGCUUCUAGUCGGAAACUGAAGGCUGACCAGCAAAAACAGGAAGCCGCUCAGUCUCACCACUAAGAAGAAACUAUGACACGCAGACAACAGGACCUGUUUUCCAUUAGACCAGCUGUGGUUUGCUUUCAAAUGGUAUACAAACACCUGCUAUGAGUCAGAGCUGGGAGCCUUUAUGCAAUCUGAAGCUGAGGUUUAAAAUGUCAAAGUGAAAAAAUGCUAAAAUCAAACUAUUUGAUCUGUGUUCAGCAGGACCCAAUGGCUCUGAAACAAAUACUGUUUGAGACCCUGCAGCAGCUGGGAGAUGAAGAAUUUCGUAGCUUUAAGUGGUUCCUGCAGCAGUCGGAUGAGCUCGAUGGUCUUCCAGUCAUCCCAAAGAGUCAUCUGGAGAACGCAGACCGACAGGAGACGGUGGAUCAGAUGGUGCAGAAGUACAACCACCUGGCUGUGCAGGUGCUGAAGAAGAACCUCCAGAAGAUCUACAGAAAUGACCUCCAGGAUCAGCUGGCAAACAUCCACAGAGACAUGGAAAAUCCACAAUCUGUUGGAAGCCACAAAGAAAGGCUGCAAUCAAACCUCCAGGACACAUUCAGGUGUAGACAUGAAGGGUGGAGUUCAAAAAGGAAUACAGUCAGUUUAGACGAAGGCUACACUGAGCCGUGCAUCACAGCAGGAGACCGGCCCGCCUCCAGGUUCAUCAGAAGGAUUGAAAUGGCGUUUGGAGAGCCGUCUGAACCAAACAUCAGCAACAUAUUCACACACCGGUCAGGAACAAAGACCAACGUCAGAACAGUGAUGACCAGCGGAGAGGCAGGAGUGGGAAAAACCUUCUUGGUUCACAAAUUUGUUCUUGACUGGACAGAAAACAGAACCAGUCAGGAUGUUCAUCUGAUAUUUCCCCUCAACCUGGUGAAUUUCCCAAGGCAGGAGACACUCAGUCUGUCUGAACUGAUCCACACGUGUAUUCCUGGAACUGCACACAUGACAAAGGAGGAACUCAACCGCAUCUUCACGUCACUGCAGACAUCAGGAAACUCUAAUUUUGAUAAGAGCGAAUAUAAAAUCAUUUUUGUACUGGAUGGGCUGGAUGUGAGCCAACUUCCUCUGGACUUCACUGCUGCAGAAAAACUGCCGGUUGAUGUGACCAGAGCUGCUCCAGUGGGAACGCUGGUGACGAACCUGAUUCGAGGGCAUCUGCUUCCCUCGGCUCGCCUCUGGAUCACCACGCGACCUUCAGGCGCCGGCCAGAUUCCUCCUGAAUUCAUCGACAUGGAGACAGAGCUCCGAGGUUUCUCUGAGCAGCAGAAGGAAAAGUACUUCAGAAGGAGAUUCAGAGACGAAGAGCAGGCCUGCAGGGUCGUCUCCCACGUCAGGGUGUCACCGAGCCUGCGGUACAUGUGCCAUGUCCCAGUCUUCUGCUGGAUCACUGCUGGAGUUCUGCAGGCCGUGUUAAAGACCAGCACUGGAGGAGAACUGCCCAGUACUUUAACUGGGAUUUACAUUGAGAUCCUCAUGGCUCAGAUCCAAACCAUGAAACAAAAGUUUGGCAAACCAAGAAGCUUGAAGUACCUGGAGACCUUGAUGAAACUUGCUUUCAACCAGCUAGAAAAUGGUGGCCUGUCAUUUUCUGUGGAAAGCAUAAAGGAGGGCGACGUUAACAGCUUCGAUGAUUUUUCUGCAUAUCCAGAAGUUUUCUCACAGUUCUUCAAGGAGGAGCAUUGUCUGAAGAUGAGUGGAAAGAAAGUGUUUAGCUUCCUCCACUGGAGCAUAGUUGAGUUUCUGGCUGCUCUGUUUGUCGUCUCCCGCAUUGGAAACAAACCAAAAACUGCUUUCCCAAUUCCAGGCUUCAUUUACAGCCAAAAGCAGGAGACCUUCUAUGAAAUCAUCGACAAAGCCGUAAAGAGUUCAGAUGGACACCUGGACACAUUUCUUCGCUUUCUCCUUGGUCUUUCUCUGCAAAGAAGUCAGCUUCAUCUUGAAGAUCUACUGCCGCAGACAGGAAGUAGCUCACAGAGCGGACAGCUGACUGUUGAUCAUGUUAAAAAUAAAAUCAGAAACAGCCCUUCUCCAGAAAGAAAGAUCUCUCUGUUCCCAUGUCUGAAUGAGCUGAUGGACGGUUCUGCAGUCGAUGAGGUCCAGCAGUUCCUGAAAUCAGAAACAGGAUCCGUGGAUGAACCGUCUCAUUGGUCAGCGCUGCUCUUCAUAUUACUUUCAUCACUAAAAGACCUACAUGUGUUUGACCUGAAGAAAUACUUCCCUUCAGAAGAGACUCUCCUUGCUCUCCUGCCAGUGGUUAAAACCUCCAAGACAUCACUGCUGACCGGCUGCAGCCUUUCAGAGAGAAGCUGUGCAGCUCUGUCCUCAGUCCUUAGCUGUCGGUCCUGCGGUCUGAGGAAGCUGGACCUGAGCAACAACGACCUCAGAGAUUCAGGAGUGGAGCUGCUGGCUGCGGGGCUGAAGAGUCCUGACUGUAAACUGGAAACUCUCAGGCUCAUCUGCUGUAACUUGUCAGAGGGAAGCUGUGGGACUCUGUCCUCGGUUCUUGGAUCAGAGUCCUGCAGUCUAGAAGAGCUGGACCUGAGCAGCAAUGACCUGCAGGACUCAGGACUGCAGCUCCUAUCUGCAGGACUCAGCAGUCCACACUGUAAACUGGAGACAUUAAGGGUCUGUGACUGUAAGCUGUCAGAAGAUGCUUGUGAUGCCCUCACGCUGCUGGAGUUACGUAGCCUGAGACAGCUGGACCUGAGGAGCAACGAGCUGGGCCCAUCAGGAGAGGAGCUGUGUCAAAGAUGUACACAAAUAACUAUUUGGACUCAGAACAUCUCUCUGAGGGGAAUGAUCUCUAAAAGUGUUCUGAUCCAGUCAGGAUGUCCUUCUGUCUAUCAGCUUGCAGUAGAAAAAGAGAAGUCUGGACCUUUGACCCGAGUCACUGUUGGUGAGAAAAAAACGGAUGAGAUGAACAGAAAAAUUGUACUUAUUGGUGAAGCAAGAGCAGAAAAAUGUGCUGUGAUAAACGCUCUGUUGAACUACAUGAUAGGAGUCAGGUUUGAUGAUGAAGUCUGGUUCCGGGUCACAGAGGAGGAAGGACAUCAGGCAACAGAAGGGAUGAUUUACGAGAUCUUUGGUUUUGAAGAUAAAUCUCUGCCCUGCCCUCUGACCAUCAUUGAUGCUGGACAUGAAGGCACUGAGAGAGACGCCGUUUUCAGAGAACGGCUAUCAGACGUCCUGCAGGUGGAGGACAGGGCAGCAGCUGUUGUGUGCCUGGUGCUGAACGCAGCUGACGCUCUGCAGAGCAGCCGACUGAAGCACACGUACGACUCAGUCAUGUCUCUGUUUGCAGAACGAGAGGACAAAUGCACAGUCAUUUUAAUCACAAACUCAGAUGGACAAAAUCACAGCAACAUCAUCCAAGAUCUGGAAACUACACAAAUUAAAUUUCUUAGAAAUGAAAAGAAGGAGCCAUUUUACUUCCUGUUUAAUAACCGGCAGCAUGAAGACCGGACCGGAAAUACCGACGAGCUGGAGCAGGCUUAUAAAUUAUCAGAGAGGGAACUCUGGAAGUUCACAGGUUUUCUGAAAGAAGCCGAAGGUCGAAUGGUUUUGGCAGCAGUUGAAGAGCUUCAUGAGCACGGCCGACUUAAAGCCGGCAUCCAGAACCUGCAGGACAGAAUCCAGCUGACGGAUUUAAAGGCAGCAGAACUCAAACAGAUUCAAAAAGCUCUGCAGAACCAUGCAGAAGAGAAGAAAAGCAAUGAAAGCUUCUCUGUAGAAAUGGAUGUAGUCUAUAAAGAUACAGAACCCAUCAAGGGUGGGAAAUGGUUGUGGUUUUUUUAUGACGGCGCCCUCUGCUGCACCGUCUGUGAAGAAAACUGUCAUUAUCCUGGAUGCACAGUCGCCAAGACACCAGAAGACUGUGAGGUGAUAAAAGACGGUUUCUGUGCUGUUUGUACCAACAAGUGUCCCGUUUCAGCUCAUGUGAAAGAAGAGUGGAGGUAUGUGACCAAAACAAAGAGAGUUGAGACGACGCUUCUGGAUGUGAGGAAGAAGUACGAAAGGAAUGAGACGGAAAGUGAGAAGAAUAUCAGCCUGUUAGAUCAUCUGGAAGAGGAAAUAAGACAUCAGAAAGCAAAGAAGUCCCAGAUCAUUGAUGAGAUCUACAAACAUGUUGUCAGACUGCAGCAGAUUGACCUGAAGGAGGAUCCAGCAUCCGCAUAUCUGGACCUACUGACAGAAAAUGGAGACGCAGAGAUGGUGCUGAGACUGGAGGGCCUGAGAAAACAAGAAAAUGCUGAAUGAGCAGCUGGAAGGUUCUGAUCUGUUCAAUUACUGCCGGCAAGUAAAACCAAAUUAUGGUCCAUUUUAACAAGCUACCAGUCAAAAGUUUACAAUGUCUCAGAGUGGAAGAAAUGGAAGAAUACCAAAUAUUAAAUGUCAUGUCUGGAAGGUUUCACUGAGAUGAUUCUGCAGUGAAAAUCUUUCUGAGUUUCCUCUAUGCAGUGUGUUGCAGUAAAGAACUGAAAUCUA
Molecule: messenger RNA, 4776 nt
Organism: Poecilia latipinna (sailfin molly)
Lineage: Eukaryota; Metazoa; Chordata; Actinopteri; Cyprinodontiformes; Poeciliidae
Product: NACHT, LRR and PYD domains-containing protein 12-like
Exons: 6
Coding region: 469-4548 (1359 amino acids)
Molecular function (GO): protein binding
Source: RefSeq, a predicted model, not a curated record